Messenger RNA from Beauveria bassiana ARSEF 2860, 1314 nucleotides. Its product is annotated as GRF zinc finger domain-containing protein. The record is from RefSeq and is a predicted model, not a curated record. Gene Ontology annotation, biological process: DNA alkylation repair; DNA repair. The coding region runs from base 1 to 1314 and encodes 437 amino acids. Gene Ontology annotation, molecular function: zinc ion binding; dioxygenase activity. The transcript is spliced from 2 exons. NCBI's taxonomy places the organism in Eukaryota, Fungi, Ascomycota, Sordariomycetes, Hypocreales, Cordycipitaceae. Gene Ontology annotation, cellular component: nucleus.
AUGAAGGCCUUUCUUGCUGGCAGUCGCAAGCGCAAGUCGACCGAGGAUGCACCCAGCCAAGCUGCAGAUACCGCCCACGACGACGAGCCGACCGAAGUCAAGCUCGCGAUGCUCUCGUCGCUCCAUCCAAAGAUUGAUCAAGAUACCUUGUUAGAUGUGCUGCUCGCUUACGACGGCUCAGUCAAGGAGGCAUCGGCCUCGUUGCGUCAUGUGCGCCUCGAGCCGACCAAGUCUGGUGUCAUUGGCUACCAGCAGUCGCUCAAGCAGUAUGCGCUUCCUGCGGAUCCGACAUUAUCACACACAAAGAAGCUCAAGUCCAAGAAAGGUAGCACCCUGCAUCUUUUUGACCCGGUGGACGUCUCGGAGCACACGCCUUGCACUAUCAUCCAUAAUUUUCUGCCGCUCGACGUCGCCAACGACCUGCUCAAAGAGCUGCUGGCAGAGUCGGAGACGUUUGAGCGCAUCACCUUCAAACUGUUUGACAAUGUCGUCUCUAGCCCACACACUUCGAGCUUUUAUGUCGAUAGUUAUGAAGAGAUAAUGUCGCAAAAGUCAGAAUUCUACUACAACGGUGCGCAGCUUACUGAUGUUCGACGCAUCACUCCGCAGCUAUCGAAGGUUAAACCAAUCGUUCAAGAAACUGUGAACAAAGAAAUACAGCAUCGCAUCAAAACGAGAUAUCCCGGUGGCAAGAAGCUCAAAUACCAGUCUCCCCACCCCUGGGUUCCCAACUCGGCAUUCGUCAAUUGCUACAAUGGCGCCCAGCAGAGCGUAGGAUACCACAGCGAUCAGCUCACCUACCUCGGGCCACGCGCCGUGAUAGGCUCCAUAUCGCUUGGGGUCGCACGCGAAUUCCGAGUGCGCCGCGUGCUCCCCAAAGAUGCCGAGACCAGGACAGCGCAAGAUUCGGAUGCAGAAGGCCAGAUAUCGAUCCAUCUCCCUCACAAUUCGCUACUCGUCAUGCACGCUGAAAUGCAAGAAGAGUGGAAACACUGCAUCGUACCGGCGCUCUCGAUUGACCCUCACCCCAUUGCGGGCAACCGACGCAUCAACAUUACUUAUCGCGACUACCGCGCCCAGAUGCACCCGUCACAGACGCCGCGGUGCGCGUGCAAGAUUCCUUGCGUCCUGCGCGUUGUGCAGCGGAAGCGUGAGAAUUUUGGAAGGUAUUUCUGGAUGUGUCAUGCGGGCAACGUUCCAGAUAAAGAAGGAUGCUCAUUCUUUCAGUGGGCAGAGUUUGACGAUGACGGAAAUCCCAAGUUUGAUAAGAAGCCAGCAAUACCCCCUGAAAGCCAGGUUAAAACGAAAACAUGA